AGGGCGCGCUCGGGGGGUGAGGAAGCGAGCUGGGCUGCUGAUGACAAAUCGGCAAGGGACUGCUGGGGUCCGGCCCCGGGAGGGGGCGGGGCGCAUUUAAGAACGGCGGGCCGGGUGCGGAGUCGCGAGGCUGUGCCGGAAGGGUCCCAGCUUUCCAACUGGGUCUUCUGUCAGUGUGUCCCCGCCUCAGGAAACCGGCAAGAUGGCUGCAAACAAGAGCAAGGGCCAGAGUAGUUUGGCCUUGCACAAAGUGAUCAUGGUUGGCAGUGGAGGAGUCGGCAAGUCGGCCCUCACGCUUCAGUUCAUGUAUGAUGAGUUUGUAGAAGAUUAUGAACCCACCAAAGCUGACAGUUACAGAAAAAAAGUGGUUCUCGAUGGAGAAGAGGUCCAGAUUGAUAUUCUGGACACAGCUGGACAAGAGGACUACGCGGCCAUUCGAGACAACUACUUCCGGAGCGGGGAAGGGUUUCUCCUCGUGUUCUCCAUCACAGAGCACGAAUCCUUCACAGCUACUGGCGAGUUCAGGGAGCAGAUCCUCCGAGUGAAGGCCGAGGAAGAUAAAAUUCCAUUGCUCGUUGUGGGAAACAAGUCUGACUUGGAGGAACGGAGGCAGGUGCCCGUGGAGGAAGCCAGGAGCAAAGCGGAGGAGUGGGGCGUGCAGUAUGUGGAGACUUCGGCCAAGACUCGGGCCAACGUGGACAAGGUGUUCUUUGAUUUGAUGAGAGAAAUCAGAACAAAGAAGAUGUCAGAAAACAAAGACAAGAAUGGCAAGAAAAGCAGCAAGAAUAAGAAAAGCUUUAAGGAAAGGUGCUGCUUGCUGUGAAGACCAGGCUGGAGCCCGCAGCCCGUUGCUCUGGGGACAUGGGGCUGGGCCAGGCGCUGAAGGCUGAAGGCUGCGGGUCACUCCUCGUACUUGCUGUUCUGCUCACUUGUUCAUUGCACUUCUGUAAAUGGUGAAAAUACUUGUGAACCAGUGGCUGGCAGGAGAAAUAAGCCCUUGCACAUGCAGUGACUGGCUGCUUGGUCAGGAGCUUCAGAGUUCUGCUCUCCUUCCCUCCCUCUUCCCUGCCCUCCAUCCAGACAGGCUAGGUAGAUAGUGCUGAGGUAGGAGACAGUAAAGUGUAGAUUUAAAAAAAACACAAACAAACCAGUAUUGGAGUAAUACCUUAUUUUCCCCAAGUUUUAUAACUUUUCCAUCUUUUGUUUUGAAAUAAAAUGUCUUUUUUUUUUUGAGACGGGGGUCUCGCCAUGCAUUUCAGGCUGGCCUUGAGCUCACUUUGUAGCUCAGGCUGGUCUCGAACUCGCAACGAUCCUCCCACCUCAGCCUCCUGCGUGCUGGGAUUACAGGCUUAAGCCACCACACCCGGCUAUAAAAUGUCUUUUUAAUAGGUUUUGGAAGAGGAGGCUGCAGUGACUCUAAACCUUAAUAGUUUAACAGCAGAAAAAUUCAGCCAGCUUUAGUGACAGUUGGAGUUUAGUGACAGUUGAAGUUUUUAUAUAAGUGUCUUGGUCGUACCCUGUGGAUCUGAAGCGCAACUAGAAAAAUGAACUUGAAUUAGGCCAAAUAAGUCAACGCUAGGAUCUUAAACCCUCCUCUUGUGUGAAACAUGAAUGUUGUAAGUUCUUUUCUUUGUGUUUGGAUAUUGGCCAGCUGCAGUCUGCAUUGGCUCUCUACCUCCUCAGCACCCUGACGUGGUGUAGGAAGUUAUUUAGGUGGUUGACUAAGUGAAGACUCUCGAGGGGUGUGUGCUGUGGGAGUGACACACUGCUGUAAUCAGGUCCUACUCAAGCCCUUGGUGUGGACUCUCCUACCUGCCAGCUGCUCAGCGUGGUCCUUUCUUCCUGUCCAACUCCCUGCGGGAACCCCAGACCUGCCCUCAUCUGUUUUGUUCAAUGUCACAUGAAUCUGCUGAAAAAAUGCGAUGACUUAAAAUUAUAUCCUAGUCAUGAAGCCAGAGCCUGUUCCCAACCUGCUACCUCUCCUAGAAUUGCUCAGUAAUUCUAAAUUUACAAUUAGAAGAAGCAGGGAAAGAUAAGCCAUUGCCCCCUCUGCCUCUGAGAACUGGCUGCUGUUUCUAAUCUGAUUCUUUUCUGAGACAGGCAGAUAGUUAGGAAAAGAUUUGUACUGAGGAGAGAUCAUUCAUCUUUGUUACUGUAUCAGUAUUCUAAUACAGCAUCCUGUGGGGCGCGUCCUGUGGGGAAAGGGUUACCAUGACCAGAGCCUGGCCUACAGCACACUUGUUUAGGUGCCAAAAGUGAAUUGGGGGCAGGGGGCAGGAGCCCCGGGGAAUUAGGGUAAUUACAGAGAUUGUGCAAAUGACGGUCUGACUCCUGGAAACCAAUCUGGCAUCACUUCCCAGAGAAUCAUUUUUUUGAAUAAAAAAAAGCAAACACUUUUUCAGAA
Cavia porcellus (domestic guinea pig) is the source of this 2404-nucleotide messenger RNA. It is a transcript of the gene Ralb, whose product is annotated as RAS like proto-oncogene B. Bases 203 to 823 code for a protein of 206 amino acids. Gene Ontology annotation, molecular function: GTPase activity; GDP binding; GTP binding. Gene Ontology annotation, biological process: Ras protein signal transduction. Gene Ontology annotation, cellular component: plasma membrane. The transcript has 5 exons. NCBI's taxonomy places the organism in Eukaryota, Metazoa, Chordata, Mammalia, Rodentia, Caviidae. The record is from RefSeq and is a predicted model, not a curated record.